This is a messenger RNA of Annulohypoxylon truncatum, 1440 nucleotides long. RefSeq names its product ribonuclease T2. Bases 77 to 985 code for a protein of 302 amino acids. Gene Ontology annotation, biological process: RNA catabolic process. Gene Ontology annotation, cellular component: extracellular region. Gene Ontology annotation, molecular function: ribonuclease T2 activity; RNA binding. NCBI's taxonomy places the organism in Eukaryota, Fungi, Ascomycota, Sordariomycetes, Xylariales, Hypoxylaceae. The transcript is spliced from 3 exons. The record is from RefSeq and is a predicted model, not a curated record.
CUCCAUAACCUCUCACAUUCCUCUUACUACAAGAACCACCUAUGCAUCAAGAGCUAGAUCGAGACAUAGGGCGAAUAUGCCUUCCGCCGCUUCCCUGCGGUCCGUACUCGCGUACGCGAGCAACUUCGUCUCGCAAUUCCCUCUAGGCCUCCCUGACCUACCGAACCCGUUCUCGGCCCCCAACCCCCAGACGCCUCCAGCUAUCCACGUCGAGCCCUCCGUAACGCCGUACGAGCCGUACGAGCCCUUGACCGGAACUCCGUCCUGUCCGAUCGACGGCCCCGUGAGCUGCAACAACAACACGGCGGCUGACUCGUGCUGCUUUAUCCACCCCGGCGGGCGGCUGCUGCUCACGCAGUUCUGGGACGAGAAGGUCCACGUCGGCGGCAGCGAGGAGGACUGGACGCUGCACGGCCUGUGGCCGGACCUGUGCGAUGGAUCGUAUGACCAGUACUGCGGGAUGGCGCCACGGUUCGAGAAUAUCAGCGGCGUGCUGGAGCACUACGAUCAGGGUGAGUUGCUGGCGGAUAUGAAUCGGUAUUGGAUUGCGAAUUACGGCACAAACGACCACCUAUGGGCGCACGAAUACAACAAGCACGCGACGUGCAUCAACACGCUAGCACCCAACUGCUACGGCGACAGCUACGCGCCGGGCCUCGAGGUCGUCGACUACUUCGUGCGCGCCUUCAGCCUGUUCAAGCAGCUCGACACGUACUGGGCGCUGCAGCACGCCGGCAUCGAGCCCGACUACAAGAAGACGUACGAGCUGGCCAAGCUGCAGUCCACGCUCGAGCGCUUCAGCGGCGGGAAGGUCAUCCUCAAGUGCGGCGGCCGCCACCGCAACGUCCUCCACGAGGCCUGGUACGUGUACUUCGUCAAGGGCAGCUUGCAAGGGGGCGACUUCGUGCCCGCGAAGGACAGCUUCAAGGGCGAUCAGGGGAAUUGCGCGAGCCAGGUGAGGUACCUGCCUAAACGCCGUAAGUGAGCGAGAUCCAUGGCGGAGGGGAGAUUGUUGGAAUACGGCGGGUUUAGCAUUGUGUGUGGCGUUUGGGACUUAGGUUGAGUGGUUUAUAUAUGUGUGUCUUGGUAUCAAUGGACAGAUUUGGUUUAUUGCGAUAUACAGCGAUUUAGAAAUUGGGAAUUUUAUCAGUGCUUUUUUACUCGUUGAACGAAUUGCCUUACAUUGGCCUUGAGGAUGGUUGUGUGAAUAAAGUUGCCUUAUAUUUGUGGUAACGGAAACUAAUAUGCGGUGGUAAAUCUAUUCUGUAUCCUUGAUAUCUCAGGGGCAAGUAGAAGGGCCAGUGGCGCAAGAAUUGAGCGAUGGAUACUGGUAUCUUACAGAAAUACCAGAAUCUACGUACCUAAUUAUUUGUUAUCACUAUCUUCAGUCUACAUUGAAACGUGUCUGCUCCUGGAUACUCAAUGAAAAUAGCUAAACAA